AUGGCCGCCAAAGGCGGAGCUCGGAGGCUCAAGGUGCCGCCCACGGACCUGGGGCACUUGGAGGACCUGCUGGCCGACGUUGUGAAAAAGGAAGGCGACUUCAACUUUCGGUCCUACCGUUCCGUUCUGCGAACCCAGGCCAGAGCACGGGAGCAUGCAGUCCAUGCGGUGGUCGGCUCGGACUUGGCAGUUUUGACGACCUUCAUCGAGAAACUGAUGCUGGCACAGCCGAUGUUGCUCUUCAAGUAUCAGGAUCUGAAGUGUGUCUACCAGAAGCUCGUGAUGACCUUUCCGUGCCUUAAGGAGAACUACGCCGGGUAUGACAGCUGUUCAAUCGCGAAGAAGCUGGCUGAGCAAACGAUGACAUUGGCCUGCCAUGCGAGAAGGCUGCGAGACCCGCAGAGGUUCAAGGAGUGCUGCAAGGGCCUGUGUGACUGGCAGAUAAUGAAGCUUCAGAACUUGCGAGAAGAGCUGCAACGGCUCCACGAGGACUACGAGGACGAGCAAGAGGAGCUGGACAAGGGCAGGAUCAAGAAGUGCGAGGACAAGGCCAAGGGCGGUGCUGUCGCCAAGCAGGCGCCCAGCAUCCUGAAGAAGCCAAGCAGCAAGACCAAGGAGUUCGAGACCUUCCUUGACAGCUUGGAGUUGCCAGCCACCCAGGACAGCUGCGAUGAGAGCAUGAGUUGCCCAAAGACCCCGCCGGCCUCGAAGAUCCUCAAGGCAGCCGAAGAGACUUCGCCGGUGCCAAGUCGAAAGAAGACCUUGAAAGAUCUGAUUGGGAAAUCAAAAGAGAACAAAAGGGUGGCGGUGCGGAUCCGGGGAGGUCGCCAACUUUUUCAAGUCUCGGGGGGUGACUUGGAAUCCAACAGUCGUCGUGCCGGAGCCCUUAUGAAAUGCUUCCAGCAGGGAAAGUCGCUGGCCGAAGUGCUGGAGCGAAGGGACAAGCUGCAUUCCAAGGCGAAGUCAUCGAUGGUCCAGAUCUAG
Symbiodinium sp. CCMP2592 is the source of this 984-nucleotide messenger RNA. NCBI's taxonomy places the organism in Eukaryota, Dinophyceae, Suessiales, Symbiodiniaceae. The record is from the annotation of a GenBank genome assembly.